This is a messenger RNA of Truncatella angustata, 618 nucleotides long. RefSeq lists its product as uncharacterized. Lineage: Eukaryota; Fungi; Ascomycota; Sordariomycetes; Amphisphaeriales; Sporocadaceae. The coding region runs from base 1 to 618 and encodes 205 amino acids. The transcript has a single exon. The record is from RefSeq and is a predicted model, not a curated record.
AUGGAGCACUACUCCUUGGCUGUCCUUUCUAAUACAGCCGCAAGACAUUUGGCAAGGGACCGCGGCGACAUAUACUCCAUGACCGUCAUGUCGUAUAGGGAAAGCGAAAGCUGCUUUUGGCUUAUGCCUGUGUGGCCAUCGGCUGGGGCCGCCGAGGAAAAUACUACUGAGAGUUCCUGUACGGACGAGCAGGCAGCACAACUUCUCUUGGAACUUAGGUACUCUGAUUCGAUUGAUGGAAGGCGUGACUCUACUCUACCCUUGGAGGCUCAGGUGGAGAAGGUUCAACAGCAACAUGAACGCCCGCAGUCUCCCUCUAGUACCGGCUGGUCAUCUACGGGCGCAGUUGGUUCGACUGAGAGCAUGAUUGAAAAACCUAGUCUCAGCUCGCCCAUCUCUUUACGGCCACUGCUGAACGCACAUGUCACUCCUUUAGACGAAUGCGCAAACAAAUACACAUCAGACCACUUGAUGUGGUGUCACAACGCGUCAUCACGAUUAGCGGAUGUAGUAGGGGUUGCGGCACAGCCUUCUCAUUUGCGCCAGUACUCGAAUGCAAGUGCUCAACAUGUCAACGGCAUAACGGAAUUGAUUGAUCAACUUCAACGAGCAUUUUAG